UUCGAAACAACCAACAGCAACAUGGCUGUGCAAUGCUGGGCUGAUAUCCUUAAAUCGUCUAAGAAAACCGCUUUAAUUCAUGAUGGGAAAAGGAAGAUCCACUAUCUCUUUACAGAUGGGAAAGAAAUGGCAGAGGAAUAUGACUUGAAUACAGACGAAUUAAUUGUAAGAAAAUGGCGUUCAAAAAGCCCUCUGGGCGCAGAGGGGCCGUGGCAGAUAGAAGUUGGUGAGCCUUUCCCAACAACGGUCGGCACUUUGGAAUCAGAGGUUAUAAAGGAGAACUGCUCAAAUCCUGUGUUCCUGCGUAAGGACACGAAGACCAGUUUUCAGUGGAGAGUCAGGAACCUUCCGUACCCCAGUGACGUGUACAACUUGUCUGUGGAACCUACAGAACGAUGCUGCAUCAUACGGACGUCCAAUAAAAAGUACUUUAAGAAGUUCAACAUCCCUGACCUUGAUAGAAACCUCCUGCCAUUGGACAGUUCUGCUCUUAGCUUUACCCACGCCAACAACACACUGAUAGUCACUUACAAGAAGCCCAAAGAGGUUUUAACCCUGGAACACGAGCUACUGAGGGAACUGAAGAAACUGAAAGGGACCAACGAAGGCGACGUCGACUGCAAGACCCAGUGAGGACGCGUCAGAACCCAUGACUCAGUCGUUAGUGUUUGAUGCCGUGUGCUGUUGCGUACCCUGCUCGCAAUCCGAUCCUGAAUCUCAGCUGUUCUGUGGGGUUGCCCCCAUUAGAAGACUGCAGCACAGUGCCUUGUCCCAUGGUUUAAUGGUUUUCAUUGUGUUAACUAAUUUGGGUCUCUUGAAUGAAGCCAACAAAUUACUGCUCAAGCCUGUGUCUUGUUUUUUUUCUUUCAACCUUUCCUGUUACUGGUUUUCAACGUGCGUUUUUUACCAGGAAAAAAAGCGUUUUGAGAAGAUGUUUGCUGAUGUUCAGUAAAACGUUCCCCGAAGAAUCAUUGUCGAAGCGCUGUAAAUUUUGAAGUCUGAAAGUGUAUUGUUCUGUUAUUACUAUUUUGACUGUGAAUCAAUCAAUAAAUAAAAUUGUAUGUUGUUGAA
This is a messenger RNA of Hypomesus transpacificus, 1071 nucleotides long. RefSeq names its product deleted in primary ciliary dyskinesia homolog (mouse) (gene dpcd). The coding region runs from base 22 to 633 and encodes 203 amino acids. The record is from RefSeq and is a predicted model, not a curated record. Lineage: Eukaryota; Metazoa; Chordata; Actinopteri; Osmeriformes; Osmeridae. The transcript has 6 exons.